This is a messenger RNA of Pungitius pungitius (ninespine stickleback), 1159 nucleotides long. It is a transcript of the gene prr15lb, whose product is annotated as proline rich 15 like b. NCBI's taxonomy places the organism in Eukaryota, Metazoa, Chordata, Actinopteri, Perciformes, Gasterosteidae. The coding region runs from base 531 to 869 and encodes 112 amino acids. The record is from RefSeq and is a predicted model, not a curated record. The transcript has a single exon.
GUGGUUGUUUUGUGUCUCCUUCUGGUUUCCUUGUGUCUCCUUAUGGUUUCCUUGUGUCUCUUUGUGGUUGUUUUGUGUCUCCUUAUGGUUUCCAUGUGUCUCUUUGUGGUUGUUUUGUGUCUCCUUCUGGUUUCCUUGUGUCUCCUUAUGGUUUCCUUGUGUCUCUUUGUGGUUGUUUUGUGUCUCCUUAUGGUUUCCAUGUGUCUCUUUGUGGUUGUUUUGUGUCUCCUUCUGGUUUCCUUGUGUCUCCUUAUGGUUUCCUUGUGUCUCUUUGUGGUUGUUUUGUGUCUCCUUAUGGUUUCCAUGUGUCUCUUUGUGGUUGUUUUGUGUCUCCUUCUGGUUUCCUUGUGUCUCUUUGUGGUUGUUUUGUGUGUCUUUGAGAGAGACGUUUUGCAGGUGAAGUUAGGGGGUUGAGGUUGACACUUCCUCCCUCGGCCUGUUCAGUAACCCAUCGAUUGGUUGAUGAAGUUACCUCAGUAUUUGCUCUGCACCCUCCAGGUCUCCCCCCCCCCCCUCCCAAGUCCCGUGCCAUGGCCGACUCAAGCUGGUGGAAGCUGACCUUCUCCCGCAAGAAGAAGUCCGAAUCCAAAGUCCUGUACGAGAUCCCCCCGGAGCACGGCAGCAACACCGCCCACAAGGAGCACGCCUCCAGCGGCGACCCCUCUCCGGACCGCAUGGACAGCGAGUUCAGCGCCAGGCUGGAGAAGAUCGUGGAUAAAUCUGCCACCAAGGGCCGCCACGUCAAGGUGUCCAACUCCGGACGCUUCAAGGAGAAGAAGAAGGUCCGCGCGACGCUGGUGGAGAAGCCGGACCUGUUCGCCGAGCACAAGCUCAGCGACGAGAACCACCAGAAGAAGACGGACAAAUAAGUGAGACGAACCCUCCGAGGACGGGGAGAAACACACACGAGCGCAACCAUGCGGGGCCACGUGUGCACAGGUGGACAAACAGUUGUCCCCGGGACGGCAGGUGGAACCGAUGGAGACGCACCUGAACACACACAGGACUGGUGCUGGAGACAUCACGUCUCAUCCUGUCUCACACUGUUUAUUGAUCUGCGUGAAGUAAUGCAAGGAACCGAGGCGUUGUUGUGAAUUCACUUUGUAUUUUUUAUGAAGCAUGCAGAUUUCUUUCGAUUUCAAGCCUCUUUGUUUUUGUC